AUGAAAUUCUUACUUAUCCUUUUAGUUGCCUUAUUAGCCAUCUCAGCUGUUUCAGCCAAUCAAUGUGGUAGAUUCGUUUGCCUUCCAGGUCACUCAUGUAUUGGUAACAAAGGUGUUUGGGGUUGCCAUUACCAUUGUGAAGAAUUAGUCAUUGAACAAAAAGUUGUAAAUAACUGGACUGAUGGUGUUAAUGGACCAGCCUCUGUUCAAGUUCAAGUAACCAUCACCAAUAGAUCACACCAAAAUAUCAAAGACAUCAUCAUUGCUAGUGCUGUUCAAUUAAACAAUAAUCAAAUGUGGGGUGUUGAUCACUGCACUUUUGAAAAUGGUGUUACUCUUAUGGAUUUACCAAACUAUGCUCAAGGUAUUGCCCCAGGUGCUUCAUACACCUUUGGUUAUGUUGCAAGAGGUUCAUCUGCUGCCAACUUAUAUGUUGAACACAUUUUAUUAAUGUAA
This is a messenger RNA of Dictyostelium purpureum, 456 nucleotides long. RefSeq lists its product as uncharacterized. NCBI's taxonomy places the organism in Eukaryota, Evosea, Eumycetozoa, Dictyosteliales, Dictyosteliaceae. The record is from RefSeq and is a predicted model, not a curated record. The transcript has a single exon. Gene Ontology annotation, biological process: extracellular matrix organization. Gene Ontology annotation, molecular function: polysaccharide binding; hydrolase activity, hydrolyzing O-glycosyl compounds; extracellular matrix structural constituent. The coding region runs from base 1 to 456 and encodes 151 amino acids. Gene Ontology annotation, cellular component: extracellular matrix.